Messenger RNA from Fomitiporia mediterranea MF3/22, 1939 nucleotides. RefSeq lists its product as uncharacterized. The coding region runs from base 1 to 1794 and encodes 597 amino acids. The transcript has a single exon. Lineage: Eukaryota; Fungi; Basidiomycota; Agaricomycetes; Hymenochaetales; Hymenochaetaceae. The record is from RefSeq and is a predicted model, not a curated record.
AUGAUGCCCGAGUCCAGCAGCAUCCCAGCUCAUCGCUCAGCUCAAGCAGCCUCCUCGUCUGUGUCGGAGGCCGGUGAAAGCGCGCAGAGACUCGAGGGCAUUGAAGCCUGGCUUGCGGAACAAUCGAGGCAAACAUACGCAAACAACACGACAACCGCCCACGCGUGGGACCCGUAUCCAGAGGAUUUUGAUGCUGAACGUCAGUAUUGGCCCUCGUCUACACACAACUCUACUGGAUUAGACUCGACCGAGCCUCUUGUCUCUCGAUUCUCCGAUUUUGCUGCCGAUCGGGAUGCUGCUACUGCUACGGCCCUUGCGCGCCAUCAAGGUCAAUACGUCAACCCGUUUCGGGAAGAAAGACACGCAAUCCGCUCGGUUCCUCUGGCACAUCCGAAUGCUGGUUCUUCAUCGCGUCGAGUGGACAUCCUUGCGCGCAAUACACUACGCGAGAUGAUCGUAUCUGCUGUUCUUCUCGAUUCACUCUCUCCUCCAGAACGUGUCGCUCUUCUGGAUGCAUACAGAGCAGAAGCCGAAUCAUCCAAGCUCGGCAUACCGUUCCGCGAAAUUCUGAGCGAGCCUAUGGAACCUCUUGGUAUAACACCGCUUAUGUACGAGAUUAUGGGUUGCACACCUGAAUGGGAGAUCAUCGACGCGGGUAUACCAGACUUCGGCCUCGAAAUGGUGACAUACUUAAUUACGCAAUGGUCCGACAAUUUUACAAAGUAUGGGAGGAUGGGUGUAUUGGAGAACGUUAUUCGUGCGGCGUGUUUGAGAAGGCUGGACGAUGAUUACGAAGGGAAUAAGCUGUUUCAUUACCUUCGUGCACGGACAUUCGAAGUCCAGCUUGACGAAGGGGAGAAUUGUCAGUUCUUUGACUACGACGUCUCGAUAGCACCGAGCUGUGGUGCUAAUAUUCGUAAUGCGAGCACGAAUCCGUCAGACCUGGACUUUACGGCUUUGAUUAGUGUACCGCAAUUUGCGACUCGGCUUGCUCUUGCCCAAUCGCAGAUUUCUGCGGCGUUCAACGAGGCGGCUCAUUCUACUGGUAGGAAAGCACCAGCAACCGUUGCCCCUACCUUUGUACCAGUUGAGUUCAUGGCGGCAAAACGCGCCUGGUGUCUAAAGCUUGAUAGUAACUCGUUGCGGCUCGAGCUCCUUGACGGACCAGGUGGUUCGACGACAUGCAUUGUGGGUGAAGACUCAUCGCUUAUGACGGACGCGCGCGUCAAGAUCAUAUCGCCCGAGUGCGAACAACAACUCCCGGCCUCUGGUCAACUUCCAAUGGACCUGCGUAUCGGCUCGCCCGUCGAACUUCUGCUCCCACGCAGGUUGCUCUCCCCAGCUGCGGCGCCAGAGACCGGAGCAAGCGAAACAACGCUCUCCCCUUGCUUCUGUGCAGCUCCUGGUGAGUUGAACGGAAUACGCGGUCUCGACGAUACUCGCCUAUUACACGACGGUAGAGGUGCACUAUUACUCGAGUUAACAGUUCACUUUGUACAUACACCUCCUCCGGGGUUCGCGUUCGUCGACACUCGUGACACAGAUAUGUCUCAAAACGUAGAUGCCACGCCCGUUGCUGGUCCAUCUGGAAUCGCAGACGCACACAUGCGUGAAUUUGAAGACGAAGAUGACUUAUAUAUCACCUCGGAAAUCGAAGAGAAGAUGGGUGAUCUCAGUGUCAACCCGAAACACGAGGAAUCAGAGUGGGAGGAACUAAGCCAGGCCGAUGAGACAGAAGCGAUGCAUGGCGGUUGGGUGAAAGCUAGCUGGAGUGGCAAGGAUGAAGAACUUUGAGCUGUGAAUAUCAUGCAAACCUGUCUUCGCUAUCAUGAUUCCUUUGCGUUACAAAUGUUUUCGAAUUGUUGUUUUGUACAUUGUUGUCACACUUUUGAUAUUGGCCAUGUUAGUAGCAAUAGCAGGUCUCUGUAGAAUGUAAUGC